AUGCUUGACAAGCUUGUACACAAGGUUGACGAACUUUACUCUCUGGUCAACGGCAUCUCAGAAUGGCCAGAAGGCGAAGAGAAUGCCUACAAAGAAAGACUCGUUCGUGUCUCACGAAAGAUUUUAGGCUACUACCACACCAUCGAACAGGACCCUUCCGAGGCUACUCGCGAUCCACUAAAAGACUUGGGAACGCCUUACUUUGUCUGGCUCGACAAAACAGUGCAUAAGCAUGUCUCAGCUCCUUCCAGCGUACCCACCAAAAUCUUCAACACCCCCGGCUUUCGCGUUAAGCCCCCAAUUCUCAAACAAUACUCGAAUCUGAUUUCGGCUAGGGCCAGUUCUCAACUUCAGGACGUCCCCAUCAAUGAUUCGAAGAAGGCUGGUAAAGCCAAAGCAAAACACGACUACGACGACGCCCGCCAAGCGAAGAAAGUCAAACAAGGUGCCCGCUCCUCGAAAACCCGUUCAGAUCUCUCUCCCGUACCCGAAGAAAAGGCCUCUCAACCGGCAAAGCCCUCCAAGAAGCCGAACACUUCCGCCGCCAACACCCAGUCCUACGACAAGCCUCAAGGAGCCAAAUCCCACCCGCCCAAAGCGAAGAAACCCCUGGAAUUCAAGAGCGACCCCUCCACCCUCCCUUCAUCGCGUAAACGACCCAAAGUUCCAGAACCAGACGGCUCCCACAGCCAGGAGGAGACCGACCGACGGCCUGCCAAGAAAUCGAAGGUUCCCCCUCAUGACCAACCUCCAGUCCAGACGUCUACGAAGCUACCAACGGCGUUACCCCAACCUCGACUCAACGCACAGCUUCAGCAUCAAGCAACCCCUCAACCAGACGAACAGGACCCAGAACAGCUAGACUCGGAGGUUUCGGACACCGAGGGGCAACGAGUGGCCCAACGAGCGGCCUCAACAUCGAGGAGCGAGUCUCCCACCCUCCCAAUACGACUUCCUAGUAACGAAGACCUCCCUACCGGGAAUGUUUCCGCGGACCUCGCGUCUCUCGUUCAGCUCGUCCUCGCGCAGACUUCAAGACUCAAUGAAAUCGAAGGUGACCAUCGCGUCCUCAUGGAUAAUGCUUCCAACCACACCACCAGCGUCAACAACGGGAUCCCAGCCUUCGUAACACAGGAACUUCUGGAUUUGCGCAGCCAGGUGUCCGAUCUGCAACGCCGGAACACCGCUCUCGAAACAGAUCUGCGCAAGCUCAAGACCGCCUUGGAGAGCACGGUCACCCAAGCUAGUAAUUUCGAUACAUUUAUACUGCCGAAUGCUUCAAAUGAUUGGACUCAAUACCUCGCACCAUCCGACCAGUCCACCACGUCGGAAGUAGCACCUCACAUUAACUCUGUUUCGAAUGUGUUCAAUAGUCUUCAUAACAUAUAG
Messenger RNA from Coprinopsis cinerea okayama7#130, 1389 nucleotides. RefSeq lists its product as hypothetical. The coding region runs from base 1 to 1389 and encodes 462 amino acids. The transcript has 7 exons. NCBI's taxonomy places the organism in Eukaryota, Fungi, Basidiomycota, Agaricomycetes, Agaricales, Psathyrellaceae. The record is from RefSeq and is a predicted model, not a curated record.